Nematocida minor is the source of this 837-nucleotide messenger RNA. Its product is annotated as cobalt-zinc-cadmium efflux system protein. Gene Ontology annotation, molecular function: zinc ion transmembrane transporter activity. Gene Ontology annotation, biological process: zinc ion transmembrane transport. The record is from RefSeq and is a predicted model, not a curated record. Gene Ontology annotation, cellular component: plasma membrane. Bases 1 to 837 code for a protein of 278 amino acids. Lineage: Eukaryota; Fungi; Microsporidia. The transcript has a single exon.
AUGAAGAAGUCUAAAGGGGUCUACAUUAUUCUUUUCAAUACGCUUUUGCUUCUGGCUGUGGAGCUCUUUGCGCACCACAAGAGCCAUGCAGUCUCCAUACUUGGAGAAGUAUUUCACAUGGCAGGUGAUCUGAUGACUGUCGGGGUAGGGCUGUGUGCAUCAUUUAUCAUGCAAAGGUGGAGUGGAGGUGAUAGGUGCACCUUUGGCCUAGCUAGGCUAGAAGUUCUGGCUGCUGCUAUUUCUCUCUUUUUGAUCUGGUCUCCUUCUAUAUACCUUGUGCACCUGUCAGUUGGAAGAUACUUCAAUCCUGUGCCUCUUGAUAGACACAUUCUUCUGGGCACUGCUUUUUUCUCUUUGGUUGUAAACUUAGUGAACUUCUUCGUUUCUCUGCACAUGAACAAAAGGUGCACCGGGGAUAUGAGCAUUACCUCGAUAUACAUCCAUGCUCUGAGCGAUCUGAUGCAGUGUUUGGGCCUCUGUUUGAGCGGUCUUGUGCUGUACAUCGACUCUUCUUUAGUUAUUGUCGAUCUGCUAGCUGCCAUCCUCUCAACUGCGAUUUGCUUCUACGGGUCUCUUGGGCUGGCGCGGGAGGUAGCGAUGAUGCUUCUCGAUGCAUCGCCUGUGGAUGUAGAAAGCGUCAGAAAUAGUCUUAUGAGCGUAAGCCACGUAGAGUCAGUUACUGACCUAAAGGUGUGGAGCAUAAGCAGAAGCAACAGAGCAACUAUGGCUCGGGUGUCCCUGGCUGAAGGAGCACAGCACACAGAGGUGGUGCGAGAGUGCAGAGAAGUUCUUCAUAAAGAAUAUUCAGUGGGCAUUUCCAACAUAGAAGUAUACUAA